Messenger RNA from Paramacrobiotus metropolitanus, 852 nucleotides. RefSeq lists its product as uncharacterized. Gene Ontology annotation, biological process: G protein-coupled receptor signaling pathway. Gene Ontology annotation, molecular function: G protein-coupled receptor activity. The transcript is spliced from 2 exons. Bases 40 to 852 code for a protein of 270 amino acids. NCBI's taxonomy places the organism in Eukaryota, Metazoa, Tardigrada, Eutardigrada, Parachela, Macrobiotidae. The record is from RefSeq and is a predicted model, not a curated record. Gene Ontology annotation, cellular component: membrane.
AAUACUUCGGCUGUUGACAAACUGGAUCCAAAUGCGGUCAUGGUCUGGUACAUUGUUGCUAGUAUUGUCCCCUUAAUCUCCGCCGUCCUCAGUCUGAUUUUGGUUGUUGGCCUGUUUGUUUGGGACACAUUUCGUGAAGGCACCCAUAUCUUAAUCGUUCAGCUCCUGCUCCAUGAAAUCCUUCUCCUCAUCCCCGUGUAUCUUUUCAACACUUACAUCUACUUCACACAGACCAACCGCACACUACUCAUCGACUGCACGUUUAUCGUGGCCUCUCGCUACACGCUGUACACCGUGGGACACUGGAUUCAUGUUUGUCUGGCCCUGAACCGGGUCGUGGCCAUCAUGUUCCCCCACUACUACCCGCUCUGCUCCAAUAAGCGGAGCCUAAUCGGCAUGAUCGUGCUUAGCUGGUGCAUGGGUCUCAUUACGCUGUUGCCGUUUCUCGUCAGCGAUCGCGAUGGCUACUACGGUUUAUUGUCACCAGCUGGUAUUUGUGGAUUAGCGUCGCGUAACACUUGGAUCUUCUCCAUUCUGACGUCGUUGCGCAUCUCGGUGCCGCUGUUAUUACAAGCUCUGUUGUACAGUGCCGUAAUGGUGACCUUAGCGGUGCGGCGCUGUCGGACGCCGCUUGUCCCGCUGAUUGAGAUGCGUCGGCAGCGACGCCAGAGCGGAAUGUCUGUGGUGCUGUUUGUGUCCAGUCUAUGGUACACACUGUGUUUUCUUCCCAUGCCGACGAUUGCGGCGUAUGCGCCGGAAUUCUGGAUGGGCAGAGAUCUGCUGUUUGUGUGGAUAUGCUCGCUGCUCCUCUUCGGAUCAGCUGGGACGCCGGAAGUCAUGCCGUAUUUGUAA